Molecule: messenger RNA, 2782 nt
Organism: Sebastes umbrosus (honeycomb rockfish)
Lineage: Eukaryota; Metazoa; Chordata; Actinopteri; Perciformes; Sebastidae
Product: SHC-transforming protein 4-like
Exons: 14
Coding region: 861-2543 (560 amino acids)
Biological process (GO): intracellular signal transduction; cell surface receptor protein tyrosine kinase signaling pathway
Cellular component (GO): plasma membrane
Molecular function (GO): receptor tyrosine kinase binding
Source: RefSeq, a predicted model, not a curated record
GUAAUUUCCGGCCUAAGUAUGGAAGUAUUUCUACACUGCCUGCUCCCUGCUGUUGUUAGAUAUUAAUCUUUUAAUCAGGAAUAAGUGCAGUAUGUAAAACACUCUUUGUUCGGCAUGUUGCUUUGAAUGGAAUCAAACGGAAAUGCAAAUGUUUUAGUUAAAUCUUCCUCUUGCGUGUUCAUGCAGGUCAUUUGAAUGUUACACACAUUACUGUAAUUUACUGUCGUGUGUAAAUCAAGUCAAUCCCAUCUGUUUGUUCAAAAGAUGUCAAACCCUCAUCGUCUUAGAUUAAGAGGAAACAUGUUUCGGGGUAAAGCCGGCGUAUUAAUAACCCACUUUAACAGCAUCUCUGAGGUGCAACUGAUGUUAGACUCAGCACUCGUGUACUGUAUUGGCUCUGCCUCAGUGUAUAAGUGUGAGUGUGAGUGUGAGUGUGUGUGUGUACAGCAUGAGUCACCCUACUCGCCUGUGAUUGGACGGUAGUUUAUGGGUGAGGGAGGGGGAGAGAGCUUUAGGGGCCGUCUGUCAAUCUCCCCUCCGCUCCAUUCACACGUUCAUCUGCAUGCACCGUCAUAGAGAGAGACAGAGGAAGUGAGCGAGAGCCUCUCAUUCAUAAAAAAAAGAGAAAAGUUCAUUCAUAAAAAAGCUGCACAAUUCUGCUGUGCUUCAGAAAGAAAAAGACAAGAAGGGAGGAAAGUUGAUGUGGAGGUGAAGCAGAGCUGGAAGCCUGGCAACUGACUGAGAAAGUCAUUAUGAUGGGACUGUUCUCAGUGUGACUGGAGCGGACCGGACUGGAUUUUAGACUACAACGGGACGUCCCCAGUCCCACGCUGUGCUCUCCUUCGUCCAGUUGCCCGAUUAUGAGAGAGCAAACCUUACCCAGGUUCAAAUCACAGAAAGGACUCUUACCAGGCAUGCUGAAGCGCACCAAAUACAGUCGUCUGCGCAACGAUUCGCUGUCGUCUCUGGAGGAUCGGCCCCAAAGAAUGCUGCCCCUGAAGCGGGACCUUUGCUUGGACUCUGAUUUCGCCCAGCUCGAUCCCGGGACGCCGACGCACCACGGGCCGUCCACCCUGAGGGACUUCAUCCCCCGCGUGGCCAACAUCCGAUUGCAAAGUCCUAUUUCCCUGCGGGGCCUGAGGGGACAGACAAACACCAUUGAUGGACACACUGACAGACCCUUGUCCAGAACAGAGUGGAGCUCAGGGCCUGACCAGAGGUUUUGUAGCCAACCUUCCCUCAAUGUGCCACUAUCUACUCACUCGGCUCUACGCUGCACAAAAAGACCCAUCAGCCUGCAUCGGAUGGCCAGCCUCCCCUGGACCCCCAGCUGUCCUCCUUGCUCCCAACACAGAGACUGUCUGUGUCGUUCCUCUGCAGCAGAUGACUGUACAGUGGUGGGGACGGCAAGCAGAGUGGUUCACCAUCACAUCAAGUACAUGGGUAGUGUGGAGGUGACCCAGUCCAUGAGAACCCUCGACUUCGAUACGAGAAUGAAAGUCACACGAGAGGCAAUCAGCAGACUGUGUGAGAGGACAUCAGCAGUGAAAACUAAAAGGCCGGUCUUUAAGGGACUGUCUGCUCUUCUGGGUCAAAUCAACCUCCAGUUUUCUGGGAGCAGGAUCAUCCUCACCGUCUCCACAGACAGCGUGACUCUGAUCGCCGCCUCCUCCUUACAGAUUGCCCACCACCCCAUGCACGCCAUUUCAUUUGCGUCAGGAGGAGAUCCAGACAUGGCAGAUUACAUCGCUUAUGUUGCCAAGGACCUCGUGAAUCGGAGAGCCUGUCACAUCCUGGAGUGUCCCCGGGGUCGGGCCGGUGAGGUUAUCAACAGCAUCGGUCAGGCCUUUGAGACUCGUUUCCGCCAACUUCUCAACCACACGCCAUCGCCGCUCUCCAACAAUCCCAGGUCAGCAGUGAGGAUCUGUCACAAAUGGAGCCCAGAGGAGGCGAUAACAGACCAAAAGGCCAAACAGGACGGUGAAGUCAGCAAGCACCGCGACUACUACAACGUGAUCCCAGGAAAGACGCCACCCGCUGGUGGAGUAGAGGACCUGCGGAUCACUAAGGAGGAGAACAAACAAGAUCCUGACAUACAGGGGGUCUGUUCGUUUCAGCCUGUUUCACUGUAUGAGAACUGCUCCAUCACAGAAGAAACUGCAGCUCUACCUGCAGACUCAGUGGUAUCUGAGGUCAGUGCUGAACGGUGUCUCUCUGAUACACGGAUCCAGGACCUGAUCCAGGAGGAAGGCUGGUUCCACGGCAGGUUAGGAAGGGAGCAGGCGGAGUCACUUCUCACCUGUAGUGGGGAUUUCCUGGUCAGAGAGAGCAGCUCUGCCUCUGGUCAGUACGUACUCAGUGGGAUGGAGGGAGCCACCGUGCGCCACCUGCUGCUGGUGGAUCCAAAUGGACAGGUGCGGACCCGUGAUCAGGUGUUUCUGAGCGUCGGUCACCUGGUGCGUUUCCACAUGGGCAACCAGAUGCCCAUCGUCUCUGGCAGCAGUGAGCUGUGUCUGAACCAGCCAAUCCUACAAAGACACUAGCACACACAGUCACAGCAUGCAUACAUUCAACACGUUUUCAUCCCAACUCGUCACAUACCGCCGCAUUGUCACGCCCCAUGGCGUUACACUCCUUGCCGUCGCUUUAUUUUCGGCAACAAAACCAUUAUAGUUACCCUUGGCGUCACUUUAGGAUUAGGCAACAAAGCCGCUAUAGUAGGAAGGGUAGGGUGGUAGGUUUAGGAACGAAAUACAUGGUUGAGCUUAAAACUACUACGUUU